Priapulus caudatus is the source of this 692-nucleotide messenger RNA. Its product is annotated as WSC domain-containing protein 2-like. The record is from RefSeq and is a predicted model, not a curated record. NCBI's taxonomy places the organism in Eukaryota, Metazoa, Priapulida, Priapulimorpha, Priapulimorphida, Priapulidae. The transcript is spliced from 4 exons. Bases 10 to 564 code for a protein of 184 amino acids.
GCAUGGAACAUGUAUCUAGGAGAGGCCGUGAAACGUCAUUACAUUGGAUGCUUUAACGAUAUAAAUGGUACGGAUAUUGAGACAUUGAUUAGAAUGCACGGCACCCUGACCCCGACCGUCUGCGCCGCUCACUGCAUCGACCGUGGCUACAUAUUCAUGGGUCUGGGACACGGAAGGAAUUGUAGAUGCGGCAUGGCAUACGGAAAGCACGGACAGCUGAAUGAGACCGACUGUAACCAGGCGUGUCCGGGUGACGGCAGCGUCAUGUGCGGAGCUUUCGGUGUGAACUCGGUUUACAGAAUCAACGAAUAUGAUGCCUUCAGCGAAUUGCUAUUCCACGACAGCCUUGUGUCCGCAGGGAACGAGCUAACACGUGAUGUAACAACAAGCCCGGUAGUAGGUGUCGCCUCGGUGUUACUGUGCGCAGGUCACUGCCUUGAGUUGCCAUAUUGCUUUGGAUUCGUCUGGAUUCCAGGAAGCGUUAACAACUGCGUGCUUAUUUCUGGUAUGGGCAACCCAGUCGUUUACACGAUUCCCACAGGAGGAAAAUACUAUCACGCAUGAAUGGUGUAAACUUUAUCCGACGUGUAUACAUUUAUAACAUUUUGCCAUGGUAAUUGUGUGCGAUCAUACAUAUUAAUGUCACGUGACACCUACGUCAUGUAUCGCGUCGAUCUAUUUGCUAAUCAUUU